Molecule: messenger RNA, 1643 nt
Organism: Amborella trichopoda
Lineage: Eukaryota; Viridiplantae; Streptophyta; Magnoliopsida; Amborellales; Amborellaceae
Product: trehalose-phosphate phosphatase B
Biological process (GO): trehalose biosynthetic process
Molecular function (GO): trehalose-phosphatase activity
Source: RefSeq, a predicted model, not a curated record
UUUUUCAAAUAAAUUAAGAGUUAAUUUUUUAAAGAUUUUAGUAAAUACUAUGAGAGGGAUUGAAAACUACAUUGUGGUAACUAGUUGGGUGCUACCAACAUGACCCAGAACCUUUCCUAAUACACACCCAAUACAACGCUUAAAAACGCAGCUUUUUUUCCUACCAAAUUUGAUUUCUUCGAUCAAAAUUAGCGUUUAGAAAAUUAUCGCAGCUCAAAAAGAUCGGAUGAUUUUUAUCCAAUUAUUAAUACUACACGACAAGCUUAAUCCAAUUGAUAUUAUCUUUGAAAGAAAUCAUGAUUUCAGCAUCCCCUUUGCUUAUCUUUAUUCUUGUCAAAAAAAGAUGAAAAGACAAAAAGAAAGGCUAAGGUGAUUAAUCUAAUUCCAACUUUAAGCAGGCCACAUGGGUUUCACGCGCUUGCCAUCUGAUGAACAAAAUCAGCCACCCAUGGCCAAAGGAAUAUUGGAAAUGGAAGAUACAGAUUAUGAUUCUUGGAUGAAGAGACAUCCUUCGGCGUUGAGCAUGUUCGAUAGGAUGAUGAACGCGGCCAAGGGGAAAAAAGUUGUAGUCUUCCUUGACUAUGAUGGCACACUUUCACCUAUUGUGGAUGAUCCCGACAAGGCAUUCAUGUCAGAGCCGAUGCGGUCUGCAGUCCGUGAUGUUGCUCGUUACUUCCCUACUGCAAUUAUCAGCGGAAGGCGUCUUGAGAAGGUGUAUGAAUUUGUACAGUUAUCUGAUGUUUACUAUGCUGGGAGCCAUGGGAUGGAUAUUAUGGCACCUCCAAAAUGCCUCUGUCGCAGUAUUACCAAGUUUCACACCAGAGCCAUUGGUAAAGGGGGAGCAGAGGUUGUACUCUUCCAACCGGCUAGGGAUUUCUUACCAAUUAUCGAGGAGGUGUUCAAGAUAUUAGAAGAGAAAACCAAGAGAAUACAUGGAGUUGUCUUAGAGAACAACAAGUUUUGUUUAUCUGUACAUUAUAGGCAUGUAGAACAGGAGAAUUUAGCUUUACUCACCGAGCAAGUCAAGGGCACCGUGAAGGGCUACCCCAGUCUUUGCUUAACUAAGGGUAGAAAGGUCCUCGAAAUCCGACCUUCUAUUAAGUGGGAUAAAGGGCAUGCAUUGGAAUAUUUCCUUAAUGGUUUGGGAGUUGGAAGCUCCAUUGAUACCUUUCCAUUGUACAUAGGAGAUGAUCGAACAGAUGAGGAUGCUUUUAAGGUGCUAAGAAAGAGAGGACAAGGUUACCCCAUAGUUGUUUCCUCUAUUCCUAAGGACACCAAAGCAUCCUAUUCCUUGAGAGACCCCUCAGAGGUCAUGUCCUUUUUAAGGCACUUAGCUAGAUGGAGGAGAAAUUCUUCUUGCAGUAAGUGGGACUCGAGUUGACAUUGCACUGGAGACAUACCAUAUGUAUAUUUCAUAGAUAAAUGAAAAAACUAAAACAAAAGUUGAGUAGAGAUAAAGCCACAACCAAUGAAAGGAGAGAAAGAUUUGAAAAUAGUAUUGUGACAAAUUUCCUGGGUGGUUGUUUGUUUGUUAGGAUUUUUGUAGCAGCAAUCAUGUGCCUUUUCAGGCUAGGCUUGUUUCCCUAAUACAUGUGUUCUGAGAGAUUUUGAAGAAAAGGUUCCUUGUAUGAUGUUUUACAUUA